This is a messenger RNA of Leptopilina boulardi, 2123 nucleotides long. RefSeq names its product SUN domain-containing protein 2-like. The record is from RefSeq and is a predicted model, not a curated record. Gene Ontology annotation, molecular function: DNA binding. The coding region runs from base 6 to 1751 and encodes 581 amino acids. The transcript has 6 exons. NCBI's taxonomy places the organism in Eukaryota, Metazoa, Arthropoda, Insecta, Hymenoptera, Figitidae.
GUGUAAUGUCAUGCAAACCUACAAAAUUUUGUCUCGUUUUGUGGAAAAAUACUAAAUGUAAAACAUACUCAAUUCUGCCAGAAAAUCGGAUAAGGACAAUUAAAAAAGGAAUUUUUGAAGCAAAGUGGAGAAACAAAUAUUACCCUGCAAGAAUCUUACAAAAAAGUGAAGACAAAAAGUGGCUUGAAUCGUUGACAGUGGCUACAGAUGGAACUCUAAGCAUUGAAGUUAGCUCGAUUAAAAACAAUGCUGCAAGAAUGGAAGAGAGAAAAAAAGUAGUCGACAUGGAAAAAGAAAAUGAUAAGAAUAAAAGGUCUGUUGAAGAGGAUUUGGAAAGGGAGUUAAUUCAACAAUCAUCGAUUUUUGAAAAUUAUGGCGAAUCAUCCAUGUGUAAUAUGGACACUCGUUUACUGUCUCCCUCUAAUAAUUUGGACGAAUCUGACGAGGAUUCCAGUACUGAACCUCCUAAUUUUGAAAUCAAUGCUGAAGAUUUUGGUUCACAACAAAACCUCAAGAAAGGUUCACCAACAAAACCAGACAACGGCCCGGAUUCAAAUGCUCCAAGUGGUUCGCAUUUCAAUGACAGUUUUGCUUCUCAACAGGAUGACGAAGAAGUCACUAUUGAAAAUAUACGUUUUUUGGAGGGGAUUUUGAGAUGGUCAAAAGAUACAUUCAAAGAACAAACUGGUCAAGACUAUGACAGUAUCACUGGACAGCCCUCAAGUUCUCAGGUACCGGUUAUGGAAGAAAACCCAAGAAAUAAAGUCCUUGGAACGUAUCGAAUUAAAGGACUUGGAAAGGUUGAAAUUGCUCCUGACACAAAUAUUUGGAUGGACAAAGUGGAACUCGAAUUUAUUAAAACAGAAUUUCGAAAAAAUCCAAAAGAAAUGGCACGAAAACUGAUGAAAAAUUUGCUGGGUGAAAAUAACCUAAUUAACAUGUCGCCAACUGGAAGAGGAGAUCAUACGGCCAUACCUAAACAAGUCCUAGAUAAUGUUGAAUCAUUUGUGAAGGAAAACGUUAAAAAAGGUUUCAAAAUUAAACAUCAAGAAUAUAUUAGAACGUUAACUUUAAUGUGCAAUACGCUUCGCAAUCAACUCAAGGCGAAAAACAAAACUGGAAAUGAUUCAAACAAAGGAAAACAAACCAAAAAGAAGAGAGGUGCAAAAAACAAUGAAAAAGUGGACAAGGAAAAACAGAAAAAUGGAAAACGCAAGAAAGCCUCGAAUGAAAAAGACGAAAAUUCAAGUGCUACUAAAGACGAAAAUCAAGAAGAAAUUGAAAAUACAAGAAAGAAACGAAAACAAGAUUUGACUGUGAUUGAUGAGAAUCGGAACGAAGAAAUUAAGAAAAAGAAGAAAAAGAAGAAGAAACAUGAGCAUGAACAAGAAAAAGGUGACGAAAAUCUGAAAUUGUCAGAAGAAACAAGAAAUGAAAACGACAAUGUGAACUUUAGUAAAGACAGUGAUGAGAUCUUAAAACUAAAAGAGGGAAUUAACAAAGAUCAAAGUAAAGAAGGUAAGAAAAAAAGGAAAAAAAAGAGGAAACAAGGUAACGAAGAGAAAGAAGACGAAGAUAGUGCAAAAUGGACAGAAGAAAGUAUUAGCGGAAAUGAAAAAGAGAAUUUGAAUCCCAGUGAGGAAACUGACGAAAUUUUGGAAGUAAAAGAUGGAAUGGGUGAAGAUCGAGAUGAGGAAAGUAAGAAGACAAACAAGAAAAAGAAGAAACAAGUCAAUGAAGAGGAAGAAUGAGAAAAAACUGAGAAAUUUUCAAUGAAGCAGCAGUAGAAAUGAAGAAAAGGAUGAAGUUUCGAAUGAAGAGAAUAAAGAAAAUAAAGAAACAAAGCUACGAAGAGAAAAAAAUUGAAAAAAAUAUCGAAUGAGAAUGGAAUGAAUAAAGACGACAAAAUGAGAGAUAAAUAAUUAAUUUUUUUAAUAAUUCGUUAAUUAAUUUAAAAUUUAGAAAAAAAAUAAUUUUCAAUAUAGUGAAACCUGUGUAAGUGGGACAUGUGUAAACCGUCCCAAUUAAAGAGGUUUUAUUGUAUCUACAUUUUUACACUUACACUAAAAAAAUUUAUUUUUAAAGAACGAUGUUAAUUUUUAAUACAAAUUUCAUUUUGUUCC